Molecule: messenger RNA, 4025 nt
Organism: Tetranychus urticae (two-spotted spider mite)
Lineage: Eukaryota; Metazoa; Arthropoda; Arachnida; Trombidiformes; Tetranychidae
Source: RefSeq, a predicted model, not a curated record
UUGAUCUUGUUCAUAAUGGGCAGUAAUUAAUGCGUUGGUAGACAAUAGUCUUGUUCAAGUUGCAAGACCAUGAUGAUGAGUGUUUUUUUCAAGACGAUGACGAUAACAGCGACAGUAUGAUGUUAUACAAACACAAUUAGAUUAAAAACUAUCAAAAUUAGGCAAUAGAAUGAGAAGAAAAAUGUAAGCCAAGGUUUUAGUUCACCAACAACAAGAACCAUUCCAUCUAUGGUGAACAACUUCCCAAGUGUUGUUUAGUGCUCAAGUUAAAAUUUAGUUUACUUGAGAAUACUUGUGUUAACAAUCAACAGCCAACUAACAACAAUUAACAUAAACGUCACCAUCAGAGCAUCACUUUAAUCUGUAUCAGACGACCACCAAAAAUCACCUCCACCUCCACCAUUGAGCUACCAACAGGAUCCAACCGUUAACCGACUGCCAUAUAGACAAUUGAUAAAGGUGACUUUUUUUCCUGAUGACAAUUUGAUGAUUUUAUGCCAAAUGGACAUUUGAGACAAGAGAGCAACAAAUUGACUGACCAAAGUUUACAAAAUAGGAUUUGCCAAUUAACUCAUCUUUGCUUUUAAAACUUGCAACUGUUGAUCAGUGUCAAUGUGGGACGAUCGUGAAUCGCGUAAAUAUGUUGCUCCUAAUGGGAACAACAAUAACAAAGACAGUCCAAUGAAUAGUCCAUCGGUUAUGAGCCAAUGGCCUGGUGGUGGUUACGGUAAUCGUGGCUAUGACAAUACAGAGGAUCUUCAUGCUUGGUCCAUUUAUCGACAAAACUUGAAUGCCGAUCUGUCUGAAUCAGCCAUUGGAAUAAACAAAAGUGUCAACGGUGAGAGGCCGUUUGGCAAUUUCCAGUUGAAAGAGACGACCGUUAAAAAUAUACUCAAUCAUCCCAAGUACGGUCCAAGGCUUCGUAAUCAUGAUCCAGCCACUUACCUUCGGUAUGGCCUUCCUCGGGUCAAAGUGUCUCAAUCCGAGUUGGGUGUUCGAGAUGAGGAUCGUCGGUCAGGUUUAAUGGUUGGUGCUGGUGGAUCGAGCAUCAUUGGUGGUGGUCACAUUGAAAGGUCUAAACUUGCCUCGCAACAGCAUAAAUACCAGGGUAAACAUGGUUCCCAUUUGGGUAAACCUGGUUAUGGUCAUCAUUUACCUUCUGAUUCAGCUUCCAUGACUGAUGUUGACGAUGAUGAAGAGGAAGAUGAGAUUGACAAUGGACGCUCUGGAACAGGUCAACCAGUACAUGCACCUUCCAUUUCAUCUUCUAAACACGUCUCCAGUCAACAGGGUAGAAAAAAUGUUGGUCGAACCUGGAAAAGUGAUCCUGACCUUCUUCGAGGUGAUUUAGAGGAGUCAAUCAUUUCACCUUCUGCUGUUCACCAGUCUCACCAUCAUCCUCAUCUCGCUAAUCAUUCAUCUUCCCAUUUAAAUUCUCACCUUCAUUCUAAUCAACUUUACCGAGGUAAACGAAGUCAAGCCAAUCUACUGUUAUCAUCAUCAUCUGCCAAUUCACCGUCAAACAAUAAAUAUUCAGGACUCAUUCACUCAUCACCACCCUACAUGACUGCCAAUGGUAAAGCAGUCAGUGAAACUGAUUUACGCUUUCCAUCCUCUAAUCAUAAUAACAAAAACAAUAACAAUUACCAUACGCGUGAUCAAAUGGCCAAUGGCAAUGGUUAUGGGUUAAAUGGUAAAAUGGGUAAAACCAAUGGUUACAUUCAUUCCAAUGGUGAAGACAUGAUUGAUACUGAAUUACCUUUAUCCAAUGGUUUAUCAGCACCAUCCAGCUCACCCAAAAAUCCUCACCUAAUUGUUCGUGGGCUCUAUUAUGAGUUAGACAAAACGUCCACUUUAAGGCGCAUUUGUGGAGCCCAGAGAACCAAAUCAAGAAUCUUGGACAACAUUUCGUUUGAGGUUAAAGCCGGUGAAGUCCUUGCCAUUAUGGCAACCAGUGAAUACGAAGGAACUUCAAUUCUAGAAAUUUUAUCUGAUCGUUACAAUAAAAGUAGAGGAACCGUCAAAUCCGAGAUAACAUUGAAUGGCAUCUUCAUGACUCCCGCCAAAUUAUCACAAGUCAGCUCGUACGUGGGCCAAGAUACUGAUCUGUGUCCGAACAUGUCGGCCCGGCAAACUCUGCUCUUCUCUUCUCUUGUUCAAGGUCCUGCCAAAAAGAAUACCUUUGACACUAAAAAGCGUACAAAUGCAGUUCUCGAGGAACUUGGUCUGAGUGAAGUUCGUCAUACUUCAGUGGCCGAUUUAACCGAGGCUGAGAAACGUCGCCUGUUGAUAGGGCAAGCACUCCUUUUAGACACGGAUCUCCUUUUACUUGAUCAACCAACCAAAGGGAUGGACAUUUUCGACUCUUUCUUUCUCAUUGAAUACCUUCGCCAAUGGGCUCUGAUCUCGGGUCGAUGUGUUAUCCUCACCAUUCAACCUGCAACUUAUGAAAUAUUUACAAUGUUAUCACAAAUUGCACUUGUUUCAACUGGUCGAAUCCUUUACUUUGGUAAACGCAAAGAUCUUCUUACCUACUUUUCUUACAUUGACUUCCCAUGUCCUACCUACAAAAAUCCAAGUGACUAUUAUCUUGACCUGGUAACCCUAGAUAAUCUAAGUUCAGAGGCCAUGUUAGAGUCAAGUCAACGAAUAGAAAAUUUGGUUGACCUUUAUUCCAAUCGAUGUUCCAAUGCGGUUUCAUUGCCAGGUCCACCAUCGGUUGCCCCACCACCAGUAAGACGUGCCCAUAUGACCAUCAUGUUUCUAGCUCUGUGGAUACGAGCCUUAAUAUUCACUUUUCCCUACAACGUUAUCCACUUGUUCCGUAAUUUACUGUUGGCAAUUAGUUUAUCCAUUUGCACGGGAAUCAUUUAUUGGCAUAUCAGGAUUGGUCGUGAACAGGAACAUCUAUGGGAUCGUAUUGGACUGUAUCAUACCAUUUUAACAAUUAUGCCAAUUCCAUUGUUUCUUGUUGAGAUUCAUGAUGCUCACAAGGAGAAAAAUUAUGUUCUGAAUGAAGUUAAGAUGCAAUUAUACACCAAACCGCUGUACGUCUUUUCCAAGAUACUUUACACACUUCCAAAAGCAACUCUAGUGUUCAUGGGGUUUAUAAUUCCUGUUUCCUCCAUGGCCGGUCUUCAAAAUAAUUUACUUCUCUAUUUGGUUAUAUUGCUGGGCUAUCUCCACAUGAUCCGGAUGAUUGCUCUCUCAAUGGCUUGGUCUUUUGAUCGUCGAUCAACAGCUUCAUUGGCUUUUGGUCUUAUUUUUUCAAUAUUAACUCUCGCCGCGGGAACAACGUUUCACUACAAGGAUUUAUCCGUAAUUACAAAAUGGUUGCACUCAAUUUCCCCAAUCAGGUAUACGCAUGAGGUGCUGAUUGGAUGGGAAUUUCAUAAUAACUAUACAACAGGUUCGUCAUCGAUUGUUCCACUCGCCUAUCAAUGUACACAUAACCCGAUUAUUCAGCAAGAGAAUGCGAUCUUGAUUAAAGCUGAUUGUGGUUUUCAACAGAGAGAACACAUUCUUCGCUGGUUUAAUUACAAAACAUCAGGAUCGGAUAUUUUACGUCUCAUCUCUCAGCCAUUUAUUGCCUAUGCCAUUGUCUUUGCCAUCUUCCUGAUCAUUGGAUCUUUAUCAUUCUGUUUCAUUGCCAAUAAAAAGAACCGACGCAAUCGCGAUUCCCCGACAUCGUCAUAAUUGGUGGUUCCUUUACUGCGCCUGGUACUAAAAAUUCACUAACUGUCUUGUUUUCACCUAAUUGUUUCCUAAUCACCUCAGAUGAUCAAAUAUUUGCAAGAUUUUUACAUUUAAUCAUUACUUGCUUUUUGUGCAAUGAUGAUAAACUUUCCUGACCUAAUCAAUGUAACUUUUGUUUUAUUUUGAACUUAACCUCAGAUCAUCAUUGCACCAUUGUAAAUUCAUCUUUCGACAUUAACUAUUCCUAUUCCUAAUUUUAUCUUGUUAGAUGUAAUUUUUUAGAUGAAAAAUCAUUCAAUAACGUCAAUAAAAUAAAUUAAAUGAAAAUA